Messenger RNA from Miscanthus lutarioriparius, 624 nucleotides. The record is from the annotation of a GenBank genome assembly. Lineage: Eukaryota; Viridiplantae; Streptophyta; Magnoliopsida; Poales; Poaceae.
AUGGGGUCGGCGACGGGCACCUGCGAGAUCGCGCCCCUGCCGGAGGACCUCCUCUCGGCGGCGCUCGCCCUCACCACGCCGCGGGACGCCUGCCGCGCCGCUGCGGUCUCCCGCGCCUUCCGCGACGCCGCCGGAUCCGAUGCCGUGUGGUCCUGCUUCGUCCCCCGGGACCUCCUGCCGAUCGCUGCCGGGGAGCUUGCCGGCCCCGCGCCGCCGUCCAAGAAGGAGCGGUUCCUUCGCCUCUCCGACCGCCGUUGCCCCCUCUUACUCGCCGGUGGCCUCAGGAUACAGCCGGUUCCCAAAAAUCCUCUACUCGCCUAUGGACGCAAGAGCAUGUGGUUGGACAGGGGGAGCGGCGCCAAGUGCUACAUGCUGCUAGCGAGGGCCCUGCACAUCUGGUGGGGCGACACGCCGUGCUACUGGCGCUGGAUCAAUCUCCCCGACUCCAGGUUCGAAGUUGCUGUACUCCUGUCUGUUUGCUGGUUCGAAAUACGUGGCAAAAUACACAGCAAAAUGCUUUCUCGAGACACAGCUUACAUUGUGUUCAAGAUACCCGUUGGAUCCUAUGGGCUGGAUUAUCCACCCCAGAAGGCAUUAAUAGACACAGUUGCAGGAAAGAAAUAA